Molecule: messenger RNA, 970 nt
Organism: Lycium barbarum (goji berry)
Lineage: Eukaryota; Viridiplantae; Streptophyta; Magnoliopsida; Solanales; Solanaceae
Exons: 3
Coding region: 100-498 (132 amino acids)
Source: RefSeq, a predicted model, not a curated record
AGACCACCCCCUCGUGCAAAUUGGGCAUUUGGUGGCCCGUAUCUAACGUCUGGGGUGGCCUUGAAAGACAGAGAGAAGAGAAGAGAGAGAGAUAGAAAGAUGAGAGGAGUGGGAGGGCCAUUGUUGUGCAUCGGCGAUCUGCUGAGUGACGUUGGUGAAACUGAUGAUCUAAACAACCUUCCUCUCAAAACACAAACACCUUCACCUGAGGACUACAAUUCCAACCUCCAACCUUCCGAUUUAAACAACCUCUUCCAGGAAAAGUAUGAGCAGCUGAACAAGGCACUUGCUGGAACAGAUCAUUCAUGGACGCAUCUCACACUGGAGCUAUGCACUGCUCUGGAGACUGCAAACAAGUUGGUUCACUCAACCAAUUCUAAUGUUGGCAUGUUGAAAGAUAAGGUUGAGGAGCUUCGGGAAGUCAUUAAUAGAAGAGACUCAACUAUAGAAGCUGCAAAAGCCUUUGAAGUCUCUCCAAAACAACCUGAGAGCAGUUAGUGAGGAUGUCUGAUUAUGAUGAUCAACCAGUUGAAGGUCAGAAGUCUUGUUUUGCACUGGACUUAUCACUUCUAGCUUUUGCAAGGACAUGCUUAGUUUGUUCUUGCUGUAAUUAUGCUUGAAUUAGAGAUAUUGGUACUGGUAAAGGUUAAGCUGCAUUUGCUGCACCUGCUUCCUGGUCGUUCCUUUGCCAAAGUUUAGGUUUAGAGAUUCUCCUUUGUACUAUUGUAACCCUUGCUCUGAUAAUAUGUAGUAUAGGUUUGUCUUAUGCUGAAGCAGUGAUAGAUCUCAUAGAUUCCCUUUAAGAUAGAAGGGAUAUUCUUCUGGCGCUUUGUAAGUAUUUUUGACAGCUCCUUCUUGGUGCUACAUUGGUAAUACACUUACCAUUUCUCAAAAAAGAUGGAUUUCCUUGUGUAAAGGUGGCAGUCUGUGCUUGCUUUUCCUUAUCAAUAUACAAAGCUUCUUCCUGUCU